Sceloporus undulatus (fence lizard) is the source of this 1583-nucleotide messenger RNA. Its product is annotated as putative gonadotropin-releasing hormone II receptor. The record is from RefSeq and is a predicted model, not a curated record. Gene Ontology annotation, molecular function: corazonin receptor activity; protein-hormone receptor activity. Gene Ontology annotation, biological process: neuropeptide signaling pathway. Gene Ontology annotation, cellular component: membrane. The transcript is spliced from 3 exons. The coding region runs from base 1 to 1233 and encodes 410 amino acids. NCBI's taxonomy places the organism in Eukaryota, Metazoa, Chordata, Lepidosauria, Squamata, Phrynosomatidae.
AUGACAGCCCAGCAUCUGAAUGGCAGCCUGGCAGGUGGGCCACUGCCCCCUGGCAUCCUCUUUCCCUUUGAGGGAGCCAUUGGGGGGUCUGGCAACCACAGCCUGGAGCAGGAAGGGGGCCCAAGGCUGGUGCUGCCCACCUUCUCCCCAGCGGCCUGUGCCCGUGUGGCGGUCACCCUGGUGUUGUGUGUGGUGGCCACAGCCUGCAACGUGGCCGUAUUAUGGGCCGGCCUGGCCAGGGGCCAUGCCAAGCGCUCUCAGGCCCGUGUGCUGCUCCUCCACCUGGCGGGGGCCGACCUUCUGGUGGCGCUGGUGGUCAUGCCGCUGGACGCCGCCUGGAACAUCACCCUGCAGUGGCGGGCGGGCGACUGGGCCUGCCGCCUCCUCAUGUUCCUCAAGCUCCUGGCCAUGUACGCCUCGGCCUUCCUCACGGCCAUCAUCGGCUUGGACCGGCAAGCUGCCAUCCUGCGCCCACUGGCCAUCGCUGAGGGCUGGCGAAGGAACCGGGUCUUGCUGCAGGCGGCAUGGAUGCUGAGUGCGGGGCUCUCCAUCCCCCAGCUCUUCCUCUUCCGCACGGUCACCAUCGCCUCCCCGCAGAACUUCACGCAGUGCACCACGCGGGGCUCCUUUGCCCGGCCCUGGCACGAGGCGGCCUACAACCUCUUCACCUUCCUCUGCCUCUUCCUGCUCCCGCUGGCGGUCAUGCUCGCCUGCUACGCGCGCAUCCUGAUGGAGAUCUCGCGCCGCCUCCGGUCCUGCAGUGGCAAUGGCGCCGGCGGCGCCUCUGCCAGGGAGCUGCCCCUCCGCCGGUCGCGCAACCCUAUCCCCCGGGCGCGGCUGCGUAUGCUGGGCCUGAGCGUGGCCAUCGUGGGCUCCUUCGUGGUCUGCUGGACCCCCUACUACCUGCUGGGCUUCUGGUACUGGUUCUGGCCGGAGGCCAUGGAGGGGUCCGUCUCCCCCUCGCUGGCCCACCUCCUCUUCGCCUUCGGCCUCCUCAACGCCUGCCUGGACCCCAUCACCUACGGCCUCUUUGUCGGGGGCUGCUGUGGGGCUGCAGGGGGGCCCAGGACACAGACCCCCUCCCCGGCCACUGGCUCCUUCCGCUGCUCUGCUGCUUCUCUUCGCCUCAGGCAGGGGCCGGCCCCACAACCGGAUGUGGCCCCUGCUCCGGGGACAACCACAACCCCCAGUGCUCCCUGGGCUGGGCACCCCACGGACAGCAGCCACCUCUGAGGCUGCCUGGACCCCAGACUGGCCACUGGCUCUGAGCCUGGGCCACCUUCUCUGCCACCCCAUCACCACCUGGCUAGGCCUGCCAGCUCUCUCUGCCACGUGCUGCCCACGCAUGUCUCCCCCCCCCCCGGAAAUUUAGGCUUUAGGAAACUUGGGGGGGGGGUCAGUGGGGCCAUUGUCAGUUGGGUGCCCCUCUUCAGGCACAAGUGUUGUCCUGAGUGGCCGGAGUGACUGGUGCCGCCCAGACAUUUGUGUCCUCAGAGUGACUGCUCACCCCCAGGGCUGCCAACUACUCUCUCUUCAGCCUACUAAUAAAGCGGAGCUGUGCCUCUGGGCACAUGCAGUUUCUU